Nicrophorus vespilloides is the source of this 1189-nucleotide messenger RNA. RefSeq lists its product as uncharacterized. The coding region runs from base 7 to 798 and encodes 263 amino acids. NCBI's taxonomy places the organism in Eukaryota, Metazoa, Arthropoda, Insecta, Coleoptera, Silphidae. The transcript has 6 exons. The record is from RefSeq and is a predicted model, not a curated record. Gene Ontology annotation, molecular function: actin monomer binding. Gene Ontology annotation, biological process: actin filament organization. Gene Ontology annotation, cellular component: cytosol.
GCUCGGAUGCGCCCCAUACUGGAGAACUCCAGGACACGAGACGAGACUUCAUUCCACCUCUGCAGUUCGGUACGAACGGGAAAGCCGAGAAGUUUAACGAAUUCGCGCAGUUCCAAUCCGGAUUUUCGUCGUCCUCUUUAUACAAGAUCCAACAGAUCGAUAUAUUCUCAACUCAAGAUGUCUUGCCCAGCUCCAUCCCUCAAGGACCUCCCGAAAGUCGCCGGCGACUUGAAGAGCGAACUGGAAGGAUUCAACAAGUCCAACAACUUGAAGAACGCCGAUACCCAGGAGAAGAUCAUCCUGCCUUCAGCCGAAGACGUCGAAUUGGAAAAGACGCACAACGCGCUCAUCGCGGGCGUCGAAAACUUCCAACAGUCCACCCUAAAGCGCACAGAUACCAAAGAGAAGAUCGUCCUUCCGAACGCGCAAGAUGUUGCCUCGGAGAAGAACGAGAAAGCGUUGAUCACCGGCAUCGAGAAUUUCGAGAAGAGCAAACUGAAGCACACCGAGACUCAGGAAAAGAAUCCGUUGCCAGAUAAAGACGUCGUUCAGCAAGAAAAGACUCACCAGAACUUGAUUAACGGCGUGGAACAGUUCGAUAAAACCACGAUGAGGCAUGCCUUGACCACCGAGAAGAACGUGCUUCCAGAUCCAGAAGUGAUCGAGCAGGAGAAGGGCCAAAAGAACUUCAUCUCUGGCAUCGAGAAUUUCGACAGGACGAAAAUGAAGCACACCGAGACCCAGGAGAAGAACCCGCUGCCGACGAAGGAGGCCAUCGAUCAGGAGAAGAGCGCUUAAAAAGGGCACCGAUCUCCGAGGAUCUAGAUGGCGAAGGGUUGCGCGCCGCCUACUACUUCCACGCGCUUCUCCCUUCGUCGUCGUCCCAAAAAAAAACAACAACAAAAAAAUUCAAAACUUAAAAUAAAAGAACGGAGAGAGACACCUUUUUUGCCGAUUUACAUUUAACACACACAUAACAUAGUCAUCUUUCUUUUAUAUAUAUAUAUAUAUUCUCAGAAUAAAGUUUGUUUAAAUAUUAUAUAAAGAAAAAUCAACAACAACAAAAGCUGAACACCAACCAGAUAAAGUGUAAUAGAGGGAAAGCAGAAAUAAAAUAGGAAGGGCUCACAACGUUUUUUUUGAUACUUCUAUAUUUUGUAAUGGUUUUUAUACUUUUAUACAAUAUUUA